GAGAGAACACGGCAUCAUCCUGUUGAUGAGGCUGACAGCCGCCUGAGCCAAAGCACUGGCAUUUUCCACCCAUCUAUAUGGCGUGGUUUCUUCAUUGGCUACGACUCUAACCCAGAAACAGGCUUGGAUGGAUCGAGCAGACAAACUCAAGGAAGAAGUGGCCCAAAUGAUAAUAGCAAGUUCAACUGCUUGUGGCCUGCAUGAUCGGCUGCUUUUCAUCGAUGCAUUGGAGCGUCUGUGCUUGGAUCACCUGUUCGAAGAAGAGAUCAAUGCUGCAUUGUCACAAAUUGAGGCUGCUGAUGUUAGUGACCGUGACCUUGGUACAGUAGCUCUCUGGUUUUAUCUACUCAGGAAACAUCGGUUCUGUGUUUCACCAGAUGUGUUUGUAAGGUUCAGAAAUGUGGAGGGGGGUUUCUUACUGAACAAUCCUAUAGACCUGCUGCACCUCUACAACGCUGCGCAUCUCCAGACCCAUGGGGAGAUAAUACUUGAUGAAGCCAUAAUAUUCACAAGAAGGCGUUUAGAAAUGAUGCUGCCCUCUGUGGAAGGGUCGUUCCCACGUGAAAUUAAAUCCACGCUUGAGAUCCCACUCCCUAGAAGGGUUAGAAUCUACGAGUCAAAGUACUACAUCUCUGCAUAUGAGAAAGAUGCUACCCUGCAUGAGAAGGUACUGCAACUUGCAAAGCUGAAUUCAAAUAUUAUGCAGCUCCAUCAUCAGCAAGAGUUGAGUGUCCUUACAAGAUGGUGGGAGGAUAUAAAGAUUGAAUCGAUGCUUCCUUUUGCUCGAGAUAGAAUUGUGGAGUGCUUUUUGUGGAUCUUAGGAGUGUACUUCGAACCAUGUCAUUCACGAGCUCGAAUAAUAUUGACAAUGAUUAUUGCCAUUGUGACCCUCUUGGACGAUAUUUAUGAUUCUUAUGGAUCACCAGAAGAAUGUGACAUACUUACCAACUGCAUUGAAAGCUGGGAUCGAAAGGCUGUUCAUGAUCUCCCAGAGUGCAUGAGAUUUGCUUUGGGGAAAAUAUUGGACAGCUAUGAAACCAUUGCGAAUAUGCUUCACCAGGAGGAGAAAUAUCGCAUGCUGUAUCUAAGAUACUUUACGGUAGACCUGGUAAGAAGCUUCAACAUGGAGGUUAAAAUGCUCCAGGAAGGAUACAUUCCGAAGUCUGUUGAAGAGCACCUAAAGGUUUCACUAAGAACUGGUGGAUGCCCCAUUUUGUCGUGUGCAUCCUUCGUUGGGAUGCAUGAUAUAGCCACAACAGAAUGUUUUGAUUGGGUUUCUAGUGUCCCUAAAUUGGUCCAGGCACUUUCCAUAAUUCUCAGACUAGUAGAUGACCUCCAGUCAUAUGAGCGAGAGCAACUGAUCCCUCAUGCUGCUUCGACCAUCGAUAGCUACAUGAAGGAGCACGGUGUCUCGAUUGAAGUGGCACGUGAGAAGAUACACACACUGAAGGAGGAGUCAUGGAAAGAUUUUAACAGCGAGUGGCUGAAUCCCAACACCGCCUACCCAAAGCAGCUAUUGGAGAGGAUAUUCAACUUGGCAAGGACGAUGGAGUUCAUGUACAACCAAGAGGACAAUUUCACAAACUGCUGGAAGCUCAAGGAUACCGUCCAUUCAUUGUUGGCGGAGCGAUUUACGAUCCCCAUCUAGUAUCAGCAAUCAACAUUAAACUUUUUUGUGCGGGUAUUCAACAUUAAACUGUAUGUCCAACUAAUAAUACAACGUCAUGUCAGCUCUCCUUCUGCACCUAUUUGUAUCUCGAAUUUAUCUAUAUACAUAGAGAGAGAGACAGAGGGGGUGAAAGCUGUUAGCUCUCCAGAGGUAAUGAAGCCACUACCAGUG
Panicum hallii is the source of this 1840-nucleotide messenger RNA. Its product is annotated as beta-sesquiphellandrene synthase-like. Gene Ontology annotation, biological process: diterpenoid biosynthetic process. The record is from RefSeq and is a predicted model, not a curated record. Gene Ontology annotation, molecular function: magnesium ion binding; terpene synthase activity. The transcript is spliced from 7 exons. NCBI's taxonomy places the organism in Eukaryota, Viridiplantae, Streptophyta, Magnoliopsida, Poales, Poaceae. Bases 128 to 1648 code for a protein of 506 amino acids.